GAACUCCGGUUAACCGAGCGCUGUUUGCUGGGCGGCAGAUUUCGUGCGUUAUGAACGUAAUGGGGACGCCGUAGUUCUACUGUUAUUGUUAUUCAGAUGAUUUGAAGUUUUUUUUUGUGUGCGAGUCUGUGAUAGUUUAUUACUAACUGGUUGACAACGGUAGCAUUAAUGUCUGUCCGAUCAGAUCUGACCAAAAUUAAAAGAGGUUAAUAGUUACGUGACUUGUAGUGAAGAUAUGAAGCGAUUCAGAACAGCAUCAACGAAACGAACCUAGAAUGGAAUCAUUUAUGGAUAACUUCAGGGAGAGGAGUGAAGUGGAACGGGAGUGGCUGCAGGAGCUAUUCGUGUUCGUGAGGGACAAUCUGUUCCCGGUUCUCGGUCCAACCACCGGUAGUGUUUCCCCGGAAGAGCUCUCGCUAGCCAUGACACGGAGAGUGGAACGGGCGGUGGGCUCCUCGUCUGCCCGGUCUCUGCCGCUCAGUUACAGGCUCAUAUCCGUAGCUGAGCUGGUUACCUGGCAACGCACACCCUGCUGUAGCAACCUGACCUGGAGCACCGCUCAGCACAGAGAAUGGGUCCGGGAGGCAGAGCAGGCUCUGCCCAAUCACAAGGCUUUGCCGCGUGCCAACCUGUUGCUGAUAGGCUGUCUCAGUGAUGGGUGUGACCCAGAGAGGUCAUGUGACGGAGCGUGGCGUGUGAGGGACGCCACUGGGACCGUACACUGUGAGCUACUGAGCCCCUCCCCUCUCUGGCUGGGCCUGCCCGUUCUCUUCCCCUGCUGGAAUUACAUCCCCCAGCCUGCACUGGGGAAGGACCAGGAAGUGGAGGAGAGGGGCUACCUGGAGCUGGUUGGCUGUCCCCUACCCCUGACCUCUGACCCUGAGAUGACCUUUAACCCUGCAGGGGUCAACCUGAAGAGGGCUGUCGGGGUCAGAGAAGCUGCAGGACUCAUACAGCACAGGGUGCGAGGCCUUCGUGUGAAGGUGUAUGGGGAGGUUUCUGGAGUCUACCCUCUACUGAACAUCGCAGGGAAGUCCCUCUUCUGUCUCCGUCUGAGAGAGGGACGACACACUCUACCAUUACUGGUCACGGAGCCGUGCUGUCUGUGGUGGCAGCAAUGUGUGUGUGUGGGAGGUAGUGUGUGUGUGUCGGGGCUGCGUGUGUGUGCACUGCAGGGCUGGUCUGGGAACAGGGUUCUGUGUGCAACGAGUCAGUCUUCUCUGACUUUGCUUCCUGACACACUGAUCCAGGACCUGUCUGAUCCACCCACAUUGGACAAGCACACCCCAGACCCAGACCCUGUGGGGUUAGAUCCACCGCUGUCUGACUGCAGUAGUACUGGGGGUCCUCUCCCAGAGAGACGGGGCGCUGGACCAGACCCAGACCCUGUGGGGUUAGAUCCACCGCUGUCUGACUGCAGUAGUACUGGGGGUCCUCUCCCAGAGAGACGGGGCGCUGGACCAGACCCAGACCCUGUGGGGUUAGAUCCACCGCUGUCUGACUGCAGUAGUACUGGGGGUCCUCUCCCAGAGAGACGGGGCGCUGGACCAGACCCAGACCCUGUGGGGUUAGAUCCACCGCUGUCUGACUGCAGUAGUACUGGGGGUCCUCUCCCAGAGAGACGGGGCGCUGGACCAGACCCAGACCCUGUGGGGUUAGAUCCACCGCUGUCUGACUGCAGUAGUACUGGGGGUCCUCUCCCAGAGAGACGGGGCGCUGGACCAGACCCUGUGGGGUUAGAUCCACCGCUGUCUGACUGCAGUAGUACUGGGGGUCCUCUCCCAGAGAGACGGGGCGCUGGACCAGACCCAGACCCUGUGGGGUUAGAUCCACCGCUGUCUGACUGCAGUAGUACUGGGGGUCCUCUCCCAGAGAGACGGGGCGCUGGACCAGACCCAGACCCCUCUCCCAUCCUCAGGCCCAAACUCUCCAAGGCCAUCAGCUACAAGGGUGUGCUGACCAGUGUCCUGAGUGCGGCAGCGGGGCUCUAUGUGAUUGACGGGAAGGUGGGCCUGUGUUUGGCCUAUCAGCCACUGCAGAGGCGUGGCCUGCGUCCGGGGGCGGAGAUAGAACUUCAUGAUGUCCAUUUCCUGUACCGCCCCUCUCCCCACUUCCAUCCCUGCAUGCUCUGUGUGUGUCUACACUCCAGUCUGCGUGUCACUUCCUUCAGCCGCCUGGGGUCAGAGGUCGACCGCCCUAGCGACGCCCCGCUGCUGUGGCUACUGCUGGAGAGGAAUCUGGGCGUGUCUCAGUACCUGUGGCUCUGUCACUGCUGCAGAGCUCUAAGAGACAGACUGGUCCCUCGCUGGGUGAAAGAGGAGUGUGUGUAUGUGGUGGCUAGGAGGCUGUUUGAGUGUGUGGUAACGUCAGAGAAGGGAGGAGGGAGGAGAGACAUCUACAGAGAGAUGCUACAGGAGCCACACCACUGUCCCCUCACUGAGUACUCUGUGAGUUCUCCAGUGUGUGAGUACGUGUCGGUGUCAGACUGUGUGUGUGUGAUGGAGAAAGAGUGCUGGUCGUCUCUGUCUCUCUCCUCUCUCCUCCCAGCCUGUGGUAGUUCCCUGACUCAGGCUGAGCUGAACCCAUCUAUAGCCUGGUCCGUAGGCCUCUCUCUGGGGCAGGACAGUCAGCCCCGACCCCUACUGCUGGUCGGAGUGUUGGAGCUCCCUGGAACACACACACUCCGCCUGAGAGACCAGACCGGCGCCGUGACCUGUGUUGCCGUGGAGACUGGCGAUGAUGACUCGGGUGGUCAGAGAGCUGCCAGCAACACUGCUUGGAUAGGUUGCUUGGUGUGUGUGCAGAGGUUCACCAUGGUGAUGGAGAGAUUCCUCCAAUCAGAGUUCCCUUCAUACAGACACCUGGACCAGGACAGUUACAUCACACACAGACACUGCAGGGUGUACAUCCAGCUGUGUCUGAACGACCUCCAGAUUCUCAGCCCCUCUGCUGCCAUGGCAUCACUCCUCCUCAGAACGACACAGGGAGGAGAGAGGGUGGAGAGGAGAGAGGGAGAGGUGGGAGAGAGGGAGGAGAUGAGUGAGACAGAGAGAGAGAGGGAGGAGAGGAGAGAGAAAGGGGGAAGGAGAGAGAAAGGGGGAGAAGAGAGGGAGGAGAGGAGAGAUGACGUUUCUGAGAGGAAGAAGAGGAGCAGAGAAGAAGAGAGGAUAGAGGAAAAGAAAGAGGAGAGAGAGGGAGGGGCCAAGAGAGCACGACAAAACCACACAGAGAACGAGACCUGCUCCCAACCAGGAGGAGGAGCCUUAUUGCCAGGCGACCGGCCCUGUAUCUCCGUGGUGAUGUGUGUGGAAGGAAAGGAGGGCGUGGCCUGGCGGAACGAGGGGAUUGCCUGUGAGGGAGAAGAGGCUGGGUUAUCUCUGUGUUUCUCUGUGAGGGCUGAUCUCAUUGGUCAAAUUCAGCGGUGGGGGCGGGACCCCAGGAACUGUCCAUUACAGGAGAGAGAGACAGACGGACAGACCAGAACGGUAGAGCUGUUGUUUGUGAGGUCAUCAGUACGCUGGUUUCCUCUGAUCCAGGCUGGAUCUUUCUACAGACUCAUCGCUCCUAACACCCAGGAUCAUAGUGUUCUGAUUGGCUGUCGUGUUGCUGGGAGGAGUGGUGUAGUGCUCCAUACGAACCCCUCCCUCCUUGUGCGCUCUGAUUGGAGGAUCCACACCCUGACCCACCCACUCCUGACCACGCCCUACUCCCAGAUUGUUUCUCAGAAGGUCAUGUCUGUGGCUGAGGUCCUGGACUGCAGCAGUGGGGUGGAUCUGGUGUCGUUCCAUGGAGUCAUAUCUCAGAGGAUCACCCUACAGAGAGGAACGACCACACACACUCCUGCACAGAGAGGAACGACCACACACACUCCUGCACAGAGAGAUGUGGAAGCAGGACUGAGUGUGAGGUUGACGGUGUGUGUGGAGCCCAGAGGGCGGAGCCUGCAGGUCUAUUUGGACCUAAGCCUCACCCCCUACCCUCCCGGCCUGGUACCCGGAAACACCGUCCAGUUUACCAGCUUCCAACGCAGGCUGUCACGGGUGGGAGGGGUGUAUUGUCGUUCUGUCCCAGUCAGCUGUUUGACCAUCAUGGCCCUGGGAAAGACUGACACCCAGUCAUGUGACUCUCCUCCUCCCAUGAUCCUCUUGGGUGUGUGGGCAUUGGCAGGGGCAGAGCAGUGCAUUUUGGGCCGGGUCAGAGGUCAUGUGGUGUGUGUUCUCUACCUGCAGCUGCAGUGGACUUGUUCUCUGUGUGGCAGUAUAUACGCACAGGAGAGGUGUACUCGGUCUCAGCCUCCCUGUAAUUCUACCUCUGCUGUGUUUCAGGCCGAAGCCAAGGCAGCUGUAGAGGAUGGCAGUGGAGAGGCCCAUAUUUGGUUCUCCUGUCCAGUAAUUUCCGGUUUACUGGGGUUAGCCAUGCCCCAGUGGGAAGGGCUUCAGAGGUCACUGAGGGUCAGAGGUCACCUCAGGGUCUACACACGGGGGCGGAGCCUGGUGUGUGAUGUGGACGCUGACGACCCUCUCCUCCAGUACCUGUCCUGUGUGUGUAGCAGCAGCACCGUGUGUCGCCCCCUAACUCUCAUCUGCACACUACACACACGUUCACACACACCUGCUGCACGCAGAGAGGACUCUGCCCAGCUGAAGAGGUUUACCCGAGGAGACAGAGAGUUUGUGACUCGGAUGCCCCCCCCUCUCCAACUCACCUGUACACACAUCCUGGAGGAGAGAGAGCGGGACUGAGAGAGCAAUAGGGAGACUGAGAGAGUGAUAGGGAGUCUGAGAGAGCGAUAGGGAGACUGAGAGAGCGAUAGGGAGACUGAGAGAGCGAUAGGGAGACUGA
This is a messenger RNA of Oncorhynchus mykiss (rainbow trout), 4842 nucleotides long. NCBI's taxonomy places the organism in Eukaryota, Metazoa, Chordata, Actinopteri, Salmoniformes, Salmonidae. The record is from RefSeq and is a predicted model, not a curated record.